Messenger RNA from Anopheles funestus (African malaria mosquito), 7790 nucleotides. RefSeq names its product dual 3',5'-cyclic-AMP and -GMP phosphodiesterase 11 (gene Pde11). The transcript has 15 exons. Bases 2469 to 6020 code for a protein of 1183 amino acids. The record is from RefSeq and is a predicted model, not a curated record. Gene Ontology annotation, biological process: signal transduction. Lineage: Eukaryota; Metazoa; Arthropoda; Insecta; Diptera; Culicidae. Gene Ontology annotation, molecular function: protein binding; 3',5'-cyclic-GMP phosphodiesterase activity; 3',5'-cyclic-AMP phosphodiesterase activity.
CGGAAACUACCUGUAGUUGUUUAAUAUGGACCUUUAGUGCCCAUCAGUCAUCUACUAGGUUCAAUAAAGAGCUGUAGUAAUGUUCAGUAUUCAUGACACUAUGACCCAAUGGCUAUACUUUUCCACACACCUUCCUCAUAUUAUACAAACAUUGCGUUUCUUUUGCUAAAAUAAGGUUAACUAAUAUGUGCUCUGCCGUUUAUCGUCACAGUUUUAAACCUAGCCAUCUUCCAGUUCAAGGUUAGAUUAGUACCGGAACCUUCAACCAGUUUGCAAGAAUCGUUGCAACUAAACUCAAUCGUCCUUAGAAUAGGUACCAGCGAGGCGUCACCAUCAGGGUGCAUCAUCAGUUUUGUUCCGUUACCAUGGCGGCAUUGGCCUGUUUUGCACACCUUCUGCCAGUAUCGAAGCGGCACCAGCUGGUCACGAACACCGAACGCAACAAAUAAGCUCUAAUUAAACUAAACUCGCGUACCGCAACACCAUUCUCGUGGAUGGUCAACGGACCUAACCAUCGUGAGGAAAAGAGCCAGCCAAUGUGCCGCGAUGGAAGGGGAGGAGGGCUGAAGGAAACGGCAACGUUGAUAUUGAUUAGUAUUCCGUUGAACGAGCGCCAUGUGACCGUGGACGCCAUUUCACCGGAGACGGAGAGUACAUCAGACAUCGUUUUUCGUGCGACAGAAAAUAGGAAGCUGGACGAGAUCCAAUGUUAAAAUAUGUUCUCUGUUUUUAAAAUUGUAUUGGUUUUGACCGACACAUUCGCGUUUCAAUUACAGUACGGUCGACGGUGGCUACAGCCGCAAUCGUCUGCUUUAUUAUCAUUCAUUCAUUGACCGCUGGGGUUGCGUGUGAAACAUCUUUGUCAAUGUGCCGACCAAUCUGUCACUCAAUAAAUAAUCUGUCUGAUAAAGAAAAACCUUACACGUGCGAAUAAGUCAUCAGUCGGUAUACAUAUGUGUGAGUGUGUGUGUGUGGUCGGUUAGUAUACUCUCAUUAAGGUGAUGCACCCUUUUCAGUGCAUCCAUUAGAAAUGAACUGUGUUUGUUUGUUUUGCUCUUGCCUCCUUUCUUUUCCCUUUUUUGCUCCACGAGACUUGAGCCCAUCGCGUUAGUGCCUCAGUGCGUUGAUUCGUACAGGAUCUUGCGUCAACUUAUAUAUGUAUACUCACAGGGUGGUGGGGAUAAUAUUGUACGCAAUCAAUUGACAUGUUGUUCGUUGUGUUCGGUAUCUCGCAGUAUGUUGAAACCAUCGGUGCGGUUGUCAUUUGCUCCCUCUCUCGCGUUGUCGGGCUCUGAUGGGGUUGUUAUCAUUUUGAAUGUAUAAUUGCAAUGCUACUGCACUGCACGAUGGCUUUACUUCAAAAGGAUUAGAAUAAUAAUUUGACAAAGACUCAGAAAGAAGCAACACUCCGGGUAUUAUCAGUGUAGUUGAACACUCAAUUGGAUUUAGUCACAUGUACUAGUGUGGUUGGCAUGUGAGUCAUAGCACUAGAAAGAAUAUCAAUUCUGUUGGAAGCCUAAGCAAAUUUUAAACCUAUUGAAGCACCACAUCGUCUUACAAAUCAUUAUUUUUUCGAUACGGGCAGAUUAGCAGAGUUAAUGCUCUGUUCUUAAGAUAUAUUUUUAUUUGCAUUUAAAAACUAUCAUAAUAAUGUGUAUGUCGUUCAUUUAAAUAUAGACCUCAUAAUAGACAUUUCAUUCUUUAUGGUCAUUAAUUUAAACGGCAUUUUGACAACCUAAUGGUUGAUCAAAUAUUUACUAAUUUUGUUAUACUACUGCCAAAUCAUAAAUCUUAUCAGUUUAUCAUAAAUGAAUUAAAGCAAAGCUCACAUAAAUAAUUGAAUAAAACAUGGCGUAUCAAGCACGUAGUUGUGUACAAAGUUUGGCUUCCACACAGUCUUGUUCAUUUUUAAGCUCCGUUUAAUCUACUUCCUCGUGCCAAUGUAAACUCCAUCCCCAUUUUCCUCGAAGGAAGCAAAUCAUAAAUCUAGGACAAUUUUGCUUCUUUUUUUUUUGGCAACCUCGGCAGCUUGAAGAUAAGAGUAAGCUAUCUUUUUUUAAUUUUGCACAUGGUUUAUAGUUUUCAAGAGCUUUACUUUGUUGGCGGGAAGUAACUUCAAAUUUGUUUUCAAUCUCUAGGGUAAAUUAAUUUUUUUCUCUUUCUGUUGACAAAUUUCUCAACUUAACAAGUAAAUGUCAAACGGACUGAUUGUUUUAUUCAAUGUUAGAUGAUCGUAACAAAUACAUAUAUAUUUUUUUAAAUGCAUGCUAUGUAUUACAAUUAAAACAAUACAAUACCAUCAAAUGUCAUUUAUUUUAUAUUUUCAAAUUCUGUCAUUCAUUCCAGCACCCAAAUUGUUCAUAAAAUCAUUAUUUAUUCCGCUGUACGUUUGUGUUAAAACAUUAUCUGUCGAUCAUUCUUUCCGAUCUCGAUGUUUAAUUUGUACUUUAAAACACCACUGACAAACAAUGUAUUUUCCUUUUGCUGUGCAGCAGUUGGGUGUACAUAUCUGUCAUAUAAGUGUAUGUGCCACCGACACUGAAGGUAUUUGCAUUUUUGAUCCCCGAUAUCGUUUUCUUUCAGAUAUCCACAAACUUUGGAGACCGAAUGACGCUGUCCGUUUGCUCGGUACCAAUUGGACGCUUGCACGAAAACUAGGAUUGCACUUGCGCAGCAUAGAGGAGCCCCAGAGCAGAAUGCCCACCGAGCAGGGGGGCACAGUGGGGCUCGAUGCUACGUUGGGCUCUCGUGCUGGUGUCCCCCUGCCGCUACAGCUACCACCACACAGCAACCUUCACCAUCAUCACCCGCACCACAGCCUUCACCACAGUCACCAUCAUGCUAAUAGCAGCAGCAGUAGUAGUAGUCAUCAUGCCCACAGCGCCUCCAAUCAUCACCAUCACCACCACCAUCAUCAUCACCAUCAGCAGCAGCAGACGGGCACGCAGGGUAGUAGUGGAGCAGCAGGAGCACAAGGCACUUCACAGCAGGCAGGGGACGGUGUCGGGUAUGAUGCCGAGUUCGCCCGCAUGGAGUCGUGGUUGGACGAGAAUCCCGAGUUCGUGCAGGAUUACUUCAUUCGCAAGGCAACCCGUAACAUGGUGGACGGAUGGCUAGUCUCACACGCAACACCGGUGACCACGGCGGCCAACAGUGUAGACUCACCAACACAUGGCUCCAAUCAACCGAGCUCGUCACGCGGCGGUUCUGGCGCGACAACACCCGUCAGAAAAAUAUCAGCCCACGAGUUCGAACGGGGCGGACUGCUAAAGCCGAUCGUAAACACCAUUGAUGGUACGCCAACCUUCCUGAGCAUAAGCCCACAAAAUGAAUCCUCAGCUACUGGCAGCAUCCAGUGCUGUCCGAAUGGUGUUGCGUACUGUGGGGCCAACCUACGACCUCUGCGACUAUCCCGUAACGAGCUCAAACAGCUCGACGAACGGGAACUCAUAUUCGAACUGGUGAAGGAUAUUUGCAACGAUCUCGACGUACGCUCGCUGUGUCACAAAAUCCUGCAAAAUGUGUCAAUUCUGCUGAAUGCCGAUCGUGGCUCACUGUUCCUAGUGCAGGGCAAGAGUACUUGCGGUGGCGACAAUACCAAAAAAUGCUUAGUAUCGAAACUGUUCGAUGUAUGCUCGAACAGCACACUCGAGGAGAUGGAACAGCAGGACGAAGUAAAGGUGGCCUGGGGUACGGGCAUCGCUGGACACGUUGCCGAAAGUGGGGAACCUGUAAAUAUACCGGAUGCUUACCAGGAUGAACGUUUCAACCGGGAAAUCGAUGUACAAACUGGCUACCGUACAAAGGCGCUACUCUGCAUGCCAAUCAAGGAUGCGUCCGGAGACGUGGUUGGAGUCGCGCAAGUGAUAAACAAACAGGGUGAUCAGUGCUUUAGCACCGCGGAUGAGAAGAUAUUCUCGUCCUACCUGCAGUUCUGUGGUAUCGGGCUUCGGAAUGCACAGCUAUACGAAAAGUCACAGCUCGAGGUGAAGCGCAACCAGGUGCUGCUCGAUCUCGCAAGAAUGAUCUUCGAGGAACAGAGCACCAUCGAGCAUAUGGUCUUUCGCAUUCUGACCCACAUGCAGAGCUUAAUACAAUGCCAAAGAGUGCAGAUCCUACUGGUGCACGAAGCGUCAAAGGGUAGCUUUUCGCGAGUGUUCGACUUCGAAGCCAACGAUCUCAGCGGUGAUGACGGUGAUGCUCGCACGAGCCCGUUCGAGUCCCGCUUUCCGAUCAACGUCGGAAUAACUGGCUACGUGGCAACAACUGGCGAGACUGUAAAUAUCUGCAAUGCGUACGAGAACGAUAGGUUCGAUCCGAGUGUCGACGAAGGGCUCAACUUCCGUCACAAAACGAUUCUCUGCAUGGCGAUCAAGAAUUCAUUAAGUCAAAUUAUAGGCGUAAUACAGUUGAUCAACAAGUUUGAUGAUCUUACUUUUACCAAAAAUGAUGAAAACUUUGUCGAAGCGUUUGCAAUCUUCUGCGGAAUGGGCAUUCACAAUACGCACAUGUACGAGAAGGCAAUCAUUGCAAUGGCAAAGCAAAGUGUCACACUGGAAGUGCUGAGCUACCAUGCCUCAGCUACCAUCGAUGAUGCGUACCGGUUACGGCAACUAAAAGUGCCAUCGUCGGCGUUCUUUAAGCUGCACGACUUCAAAUUCGACGAUUUGACACUGGACGACGACCACACGCUGAAGGCGUGCAUCCGAAUGUUCCUGGAUCUGGAUCUGGUCGAACGGUUUCACAUCGAGUACGAGGUGCUGUGCCGGUGGUUGCUGAGCGUAAAGAAGAACUAUCGUAACGUGACGUACCACAACUGGCGGCACGCGUUUAACGUGACGCAGAUGAUGUUCGCAAUCCUAACGUCGACACAGUGGUGGAAAAUCUUUGGCGAGAUUGAGUGCCUUGCGCUGAUCAUAGCCUGCCUGUGCCACGAUCUGGAUCACCGUGGGACCAACAAUUCGUUCCAGAUCAAAGCCUCGUCACCGCUGGCUCAGCUCUACUCGACGUCCACGAUGGAACACCACCACUUCGAUCAGUGUCUGAUGAUCAUUAACAGUCCUGGCAACCAAAUACUGUCCAACAUGUCAUCGGAAGACUACAGCCGUGUGAUACGCGUACUGGAAGAUGCCAUCCUCUCCACCGAUCUAGCCGUUUACUUCAGGAAACGUGGAGACUUUUUGAAUUUAGUCGAACCGACCAUUGAAAUGAGUUCCUGGCAAUCGGAAGAACCACGAUCAUUGCUACGUGCGAUGAGCAUGACCGUUUGCGAUUUGUCCGCCAUCACGAAACCGUGGGAGAUAGAGAAGCGUGUUGCCGAUCUGGUCAGCUCGGAGUUCUUCGAGCAGGGUGAUAUGGAGCGGCAAGAGUUAAACAUCACACCAAUUGAUAUAAUGAAUCGAGAGAAGGAAGAUCAAUUGCCAAUGAUGCAAGUUGGCUUUAUAGACUCCAUCUGUAUACCUAUAUACGAGGCUUUUGCAACUUUAUCCGACAAGCUGACCCCAUUGAUCGAUGGUGUACUGGAGAACAAGCAGCACUGGAUCGAGAUGGCGCAAAGUGCGAAGGAUGCCUACGCAAAUAAUAACAAUACGAGCGAAAACAAUAACAACAACAAGCACCAUUGUACGGACCACACAGAGGACAACAGCGAGAGCGAAUGUGUACGCAGCCCGCCGGGAUCACCAGCAAGUAAUGGAACCAUGCGUAAGCUUUCCCUUGAACCCGAUUGUACUGAUAGUGGUCACCACCACAGUAUAGGUAGCCAAGAGUCCACCACUAAUAGUUGUAACAUAAAGGAGAAGAUCGUCGGCCGGUUAGGCGUUGAUCUCGCCUCAUCGCCCCCGUACGCAGACAAACCAUCGUUUCUGGUGGUCGGUCAGAAGGGCAACGGUUGGGUGAACGGUGACAGGGUGCGGCUCAUACGCCUGUCUUCAUCCGAUGGCAAAACGAGUGAACUACUGCUGGACGAGCAGCUUCAACGGCAUCCAACGGUGGACGAGGUGGACACACUGCUGGACUAGACGAUGGAAUAAAACCCGGGACUAUCUAAUGUCCUACCACUGCUCCACCAAGACCAAACGGUUGAUAAAUGUGAUUCGUCCUUCUGGUUCUCCACUGAACCGAGAAAAAAAAUUCUGUAAAUUAGCCCAAUCCUGUCCAGCAUAUCCCGCGCAGCCUUGCUUUCUCAUUAAGUUUAAACCACGUUUUACUCUAUGACCUCUGCAAUUGUAUGUUAGCGGUAUGUUUUGCUAUUAUUCUAUACCUAACCGCAAUGUCUCACCUAAUCGGAAAGCUUAUCUUCAAGCACCAAUUCUAUUUGUGUAAUCAUUUCAAGUAUACAUUUGAGCAUGUGUUACACACGUGUAGGUUUGGUUUGGAAGCCGUACGCACACAUUAUUAUACUAUUAUGUAUUAUAUGUUGAGUGUAAAUAUUUUAGGUAAUUGUUUGUUUAUUGUUACACUGCAGUACGACACUCUGUACUAGCUAAACGGGACCCAUCCUCCUACCCAGUCUCCCUAACUUCCGGGUUCAUGCUAUAAUGCACAACUAUUUGUAAUAUUCAGAUUAAUUGUUACGAUUACAACCAGCCAACAACCAAUUUCUUACAGUAGGAGAACUAUUUUUAAACCGUACAUUUAGAAGAAAAUGAAACAAAAAAAAAGAGAAACCAUAACUACAGCACUAGUCAGCAGAAUAAUUAUUUAAUGUUAACAUUUGAGAGCUCGGUGUAUAGAAGGUGUACUUCCUUUAACAAACACAAACAAGAGUCGUGUGUGCGUGUGCGUGUAUGUGUUUAAAGUCGUAAAAGAAGUAAGUUUGAACGAUACGCAACACUAUCUAUGGCACGUAAUGAAAGCGUAAGCCAAAAAACCAAAAGUCAAUGAUCUUGAAAGAAGACAGAACAACAACAAAAAGAAACCAUUGUGCACCGAUGUUCUAUUAGUAAGGAAUAAUCCGGAAGAGGAGUAUUACUUGUUCUAUGGACCAUUAUAAUUAUGUACUUGUAUGAGAACAAAACAUCUGUUGUAGUUGUUCGGCGUAUUUGAAUCAACCGUGUAACGUUCACUUUCCACUUUGUACCCAAAACUAGGCAAAAGCGUUGGCGUUUUGAUAGCGUGAUAACAAUUGGAAGCAAGUGUGUUUGUUUGUGUGAAUAUGACAGCACCGUAGAGUUUGUAAAAUUGAUGAUUAAGCCAACACUUUCCUGGUGGAAAGUGUUAGUUGUGAAAGAUGUGAAAGUAACGUGGAACAGUUUUGUUUUUUUGUAAACAAUUCAAGGAGCACAACCAAUCAACCAACCAUUUUAUAGCAAAAUGGUAGUAAUUUAUUGUUAACAAUACAAAAUCCUUUUACAAUCCCGAUAGUAGUAAGAAGAACAUAGGAGACAAGUGAAUCGUCCUUAAACGUGAUGUUGGUCGUAUAGCGUUUCUUCAAUGUGUCAUCAAUCGAUGUGUGGACCCUUCCUUAUAUGAGUCGAUGUUGGUGUUGUGUAUAUUUGUGCGUGUGUCGUUAAAAUUGCAGAUUUUUUUUCUCUAAAUUGAUUCAGAAAAAGGGAAGAAAAUAUCUUCCUUUCGAUUAACGUUUCCCAUUGCUUUGAGCUCAUUGAUUUGUUGAAAUUGUUAAUUUCUUGUUUAUACAAAUAAAUUCUAAUUUACUCAAAUAUUCAAAACCAUCAUACGCACACAAUUAUACAGACACUUAACCAUUGAAACAUAACGAUGCGAUAGCAAGCAAGCAACCAUUAUCUAUAGCAGAAAUGGCUUAUAAUAAAGUGUACUAUUUUUCUGAA